AUGUCUACCGCAUCGAAAGACAAAUCCAAGGUCCACAAGCUGUCCUUGAAAGGAUCGGCGAAGCUGGUGGCAGAAUUCUUUGAAUACUCUAUCAACUCCAUCCUCUUCCAACGUGGUGUCUAUCCCCCCGAAGACUUUACUACUGUCAAGAAAUAUGGGCUCAACAUGCUGGUCACCGCCGACGACCAGGUCAAGGCUUACAUCAAAAAGAUCAUGUCUCAAUUGAAUAAAUGGAUGGUCGGAGGAAAGAUUUCCAAGCUCGUCGUCGUCAUUACAAGCAAGGAAACGGGAGAACACGUCGAACGGUGGCAGUUCGACGUUCAAAUCUUCGGAAGGCACAGCAAGAGCAAGUCUUCGCGGUCGUCUGGUGACAAGGAAAAUGCUGGGCCAACAGAUGCCGAGCCUACGGUUGAAAAGACCGAAAAGGAAAUCCAAGACGAAAUCCAAGCCAUCUUCCGACAGAUCACCGCUUCCGUGACCUUCCUGCCCGUCCUCGACGGCGACUGCACAUUCAACGUUCUGGUGUACGCCGACGCCGACUCCGAAGUCCCCGUGGAAUGGGGCGACAGCGACGCUAAGGAGAUCAAGAACGCCGAGAAAGUGCAGCUCCGGAGUUUCAGCACCAACAACCACCGCGUGGAAACACUGGUCAGCUACCGGCUUGCGGAUUGA
This is a messenger RNA of Aspergillus terreus NIH2624, 672 nucleotides long. Its product is annotated as spindle checkpoint protein MAD2. The transcript has 7 exons. Bases 1 to 672 code for a protein of 223 amino acids. NCBI's taxonomy places the organism in Eukaryota, Fungi, Ascomycota, Eurotiomycetes, Eurotiales, Aspergillaceae. Gene Ontology annotation, biological process: mitotic spindle assembly checkpoint signaling. The record is from RefSeq and is a predicted model, not a curated record. Gene Ontology annotation, cellular component: cytoplasm; nucleoplasm; kinetochore.